AUGCCUGCUCCUCACGGUGGUGUUUUACAAGACUUGGUCGCUAGAGAUGCGUCAAAGAAGAAAGAACUGUUAGCCGAAGCCCAAUCUUCAGACAUCUUAGUGUGGAACUUAACCCCAAGACAACUCUGUGAUAUUGAAUUGAUUUUGAAUGGUGGGUUUUCUCCACUAACUGGCUUCUUGAACGAAAAUGAUUACUCCACAGUCGUUACAGACUCGAGAUUAGCAGACGGCACACUAUGGACUAUUCCUAUUACACUGGACGUCGAUGAAUCAUUCGCAAACCAAAUAAAACCUGACACAAGAAUUGCCCUAUACCAAGAUGAUGAAAUUCCUAUUGCUAUCAUCUCAGUCCAGGACGUUUAUAAGCCAAACAAGUCUAUCGAAGCUGAAAAGGUCUUCAGAGGUGAUCCUGAACAUCCUGCUAUCAACUACUUGUUUAACGAAGCUGGUGAAUAUUACGUUGGUGGUUCAUUAGAGGCCAUUCAAUUACCUCAACAUUAUGACUACCCAGGCUUACGUAAAACCCCAGCUCAAUUAAGAUUGGAAUUCCAAUCAAGACAAUGGGACCGUGUCGUCGCCUUCCAAACUCGUAACCCAAUGCACAGAGCCCACAGAGAGCUAACCGUUAGAGCCGCUAGAGAAGCUAAUGCUAAGGUCUUGAUUCAUCCAGUUGUCGGGUUGACUAAACCGGGUGAUAUCGAUCACCACACCCGUGUUCGCGUCUACCAAGAAAUCAUCAAACGUUAUCCUAACGGUAUAGCCUUCUUGUCCUUGUUGCCAUUAGCAAUGAGAAUGAGUGGUGACAGAGAAGCUGUAUGGCAUGCGAUUAUCAGAAAAAAUUAUGGUGCUUCCCACUUCAUCGUUGGUAGAGAUCAUGCAGGCCCAGGUUCGAACUCCAAGGGUGUCGAUUUCUAUGGCCCAUAUGAUGCGCAAGAGUUGGUUGAAUCCUACAAGCAUGAAUUGGAUAUCGAAGUGGUUCCAUUUAGAAUGGUAACCUACUUACCAGAUGAAGAUCGUUAUGCUCCAAUUGACCAAAUUGACACUACAAAGACAAAAACUUUGAACAUCUCAGGUACAGAAUUAAGACGCCGCUUAAGAGUUGGUGGUGAAAUCCCUGAAUGGUUUUCAUAUCCUGAAGUGGUUAAAAUCUUGAGAGAGUCAAAUCCACCAAGACCCAAGCAGGGGUUCGCCAUUGUCCUAGGGGAGUCCCUAACCGUUUCACGUGAACAAUUAUCGAUCGCCUUAUUAUCAAMAUUCUUACAAUUCGGUGGUGGCAGAUACUAUAAGAUCUUCGAGCAUGACAACAAAACUGAAUUACUGUCUUUGGUUCCAGAUUUUAUUGGUUCUGGUUCUGGUUUAAUUAUUCCAAACCAAUGGGAAAGUGAAAAGGACUCUAUUGCUGGCAAACAAAACAUUUACCUAUUAGACUCAUCUAGCUCAGCUGAUAUCAAGCUAGAAUCAAGUAACGAAUUAAUUUCACAUAUUGUUCAAAAAGUCGUUUUAUUCUUGGAGGACAAUGGUUUUUUUGUAUUUUAA
Saccharomyces eubayanus is the source of this 1536-nucleotide messenger RNA. RefSeq names its product sulfate adenylyltransferase (gene MET3). The record is from RefSeq and is a predicted model, not a curated record. Gene Ontology annotation, cellular component: cytoplasm. Gene Ontology annotation, biological process: sulfur amino acid metabolic process. Bases 1 to 1536 code for a protein of 511 amino acids. NCBI's taxonomy places the organism in Eukaryota, Fungi, Ascomycota, Saccharomycetes, Saccharomycetales, Saccharomycetaceae. Gene Ontology annotation, molecular function: sulfate adenylyltransferase (ATP) activity. The transcript has a single exon.